Molecule: messenger RNA, 621 nt
Organism: Oppiella nova
Lineage: Eukaryota; Metazoa; Arthropoda; Arachnida; Sarcoptiformes; Oppiidae
Source: the annotation of a GenBank genome assembly
GACAUCAAACCUGAAAACCUUGUGUUGGGACCGGAAGGCACGCCCUCUGAAAACAUAAUCCAUUUGAUUGACUUUGGAUUAGCGAAGGAGUUCAUCGACCAGAAGACCAAAGACCACAUCCCUGUCAAGAAGAAUAAAGCACUGGUAGGUCCGCCCCGUUAUAUGAGUAGAUGGACUCACUUGGGUUACGAGCAGUCCAGACGCGAUGAUUUGGAAGCCAUCGGAUAUGUAAUAAUGUAUUUCCGCAAGAAUGGAGACCUCCCGUGGAGUGGACUCCCGGAGUCGACGGCCCAGAAAAAACGGGAUCUCAUCGGAGAGUUCAAGAGAAGCAUCUCUAUUGAGACCCUAUGUUAUGGUUAUCCCGAAGAGUUUGCUGAUUAUCUUCGAGCCGUCCGUUGUCUAGACUUUGAAGAGAAACCCAAUUACUCUAACCUUAAGAAACCAUUCAUUGAGUUGUUUCAGAAGAAUGAGUACAACGACGACGGGCUCUACGACUGGCAGCACCUCUUCUCUCAGCANAGAAACCAUUCAUUGAGUUGUUUCAGAAGAAUGAGUACAACGACGACGGGCUCUACGACUGGCAGCACCUCUUCUCUCAGCAAUAUAUCAAUUAAUUCAUGA